This is a messenger RNA of Lepus europaeus (European hare), 396 nucleotides long. Its product is annotated as cytochrome c-like. Gene Ontology annotation, biological process: mitochondrial electron transport, ubiquinol to cytochrome c; mitochondrial electron transport, cytochrome c to oxygen. The record is from RefSeq and is a predicted model, not a curated record. The coding region runs from base 1 to 297 and encodes 98 amino acids. Gene Ontology annotation, cellular component: mitochondrial intermembrane space. Lineage: Eukaryota; Metazoa; Chordata; Mammalia; Lagomorpha; Leporidae. The transcript has a single exon. Gene Ontology annotation, molecular function: heme binding; electron transfer activity.
AUGGGUGAUGUUGAGAAAAACAGGAAGAUGUUUGUUCAGAAAUGUGCCCAGUGCCACACUGUGGAGAAAGGAGGCAAGCACAAGACUGACCAAGUCUCCAUGGUCUGUGUGGGCAGAUUCUCUUACACAGAUGCCAACAAGAACAAAGGCAUCACCUGGCGAGAGGACACUCUGAUGAAGUAUUUGCAGAAUUCCAAGAAAUACAUUCCUGGAACCACAGUGAUUUUCGCUGGCAUUAAGAAGAAGAAUGAAAGGGCAGACUUGAUAGCUUAUCUCAAAAAAGCUAGUAAUGAGUAAGAGUUGGCCACUGCUUUAUUACAAAACAGCAAUGUCCCGUGACUUUUUUUAUGUGCACCAUAAUUUAAUUCUCAUACACCAGAAUUCAGAUAAUGAAUG